AACCCGUUAACUUGACCCAACGAACCCGACCGGGCAGUAAAGUGCAACUAAACGGGAGCUGCGGACCAACUUUACCGUGUGAUUAGCGCGCGGACGCGGGGACACUUUGUUGGAUACACCUGUAUCACGUCGCUCGGUUGCCCGGGAAACAAGCAGCGGGCCCAACUGACAACCGUUGGGCAGCCGUUGGGCAGCCGUUGGGGAGCCGUUGGGCCUCGUCGUCGAGUGAAGUUAGGAGCCAAACUUCUGCUUCCUCAGCGGCUCUCCGCGGGGCCCGGGGCUCCUGUCACCGGCCCUCCGCGGGGCCCGGGGCUCCUGUCACCGGCCCUGUGGAUGAGGGAGUGACUGCCAUCCCAACCCGCCACCGGGUAGGACCGUAAAUAAAGGAGAAAGGAGUCCCUUUGAUGGGAGAAUCCUCUUUCCUGGCCUCCUGGGUCAAUCGCCGUGCCAUGAUGAUGGAUGAGCAGGAGGCGCUGAACUCGAUCAUGCAGGACCUGGCCGAACUGCACCGCUCUAGCCGUCCUGCCACGUUCCUGACGGACCUGGGCAAACCCAAAGCCUCCUCGCCCAAGAACCAGAACGAUGUCAGAGUGAAGUUCGAGUUCAAAGGGGAAAAGAGGAUCUUGCAGUUCCCUCGACCAGUCAAGCUGGACGACCUGAAGGCGAAAGCAAAAGUGGCUUUUGGUCAGACGAUGGACCUUCACUACACCAACAAUGAGUUGGUGAUUCCACUGACCACGCAGGAUGACCUGGACAAGGCCGUGGAGCUGCUGGAUCGCAGCGUUCACAUGAAGAGCCUGAAGAUCCUCCUGGUGCUCCAAUUCUCCUCUCAGAACUCUUCCUCCAAUAUGGACCUUCUGCCGUCCCACGAGGAGCUGGACAACACGGGAUUCAGGGUCGCAGACAAGAAGAGUAUGCUGGCUUUGAUAGGCUCCCAUUCGACAGACCGCAGCUCGCCUCCUCCAGGAUAUAUCCCCGACGCGCUCCAGCAGGUGGCGAGGAAUGGCUCCUUCACCAGCAUCAACAGCGAGGGAGAGUUCAUUCCAGAGAGCAUGGACCAGAUGCUGGACCCGCUGUCCAUGAGCAGUCCAGAAAACUCAGCGUCUGGAAGUUGUCCCUCUUUAGACAGCCCGCUGGACAGUGACUACCCGAAGUCCAGGAUGCCCCGAGCACAGAGCUACCCAGACAACCACCAGGACUUUCCAGAGUACGACAUCCCAGUUUUUGAGAAGUCGGGUAAAGGUGGAACGUACCCUCGGCGAUACGGCAUUCCCUUCGGCCUUCAGGAUUACAGUGAUGGGAGGAAGACCUUUCCUCGGGCUCGGCGAACGCAGGUCCAAGGCUUCCGCUCGCCGGUCAGCUUCAGCCCGACCGAGCAGUCGCCCAGCACCAGCAGCGGAAGCAGCGUUUUCACCCCAGACCUGGAGGAGGCCCCGGGGCCCGCCAGGAGGCCGCGGAGGGGCAGCGACAUCGAACCCAAUCCCAACCCAACUCCCACCCUGUCUGUAAUGGACAUCAGCCCACCCAGCCGCUCUCCACGCGCACCAACCAACUGGCGGCUCGGAAAGCUUCUGGGGCAGGGGGCCUUCGGACGGGUUUUUCUCUGUUAUGAUGCCGACACUGGCCGAGAACUGGCGGUCAAACAGGUCCAGUUUGACCCAGAGAGUCCGGAGACCAGCAAGGAGGUGAGUGCGUUGGAGUGUGAAAUCCAGCUCCUGAAGAACUUGUGCCAUGAACGGAUCGUCCAGUAUUACGGCUGCCUGCGAGACACGAUGGAGCGAACGCUCUCCAUCUUCAUGGAGUACAUGCCCGGCGGCUCCAUUAAGGACCAGCUGAAGUCGUACGGAGCGCUGACGGAAAACGUGACGCGCCGCUACACCCGGCAGAUCCUGGAGGGGGUUUCCUACCUGCACAGCAACAUGAUCGUCCACAGAGACAUCAAAGGAGCCAACAUCCUCCGUGACUCGGUGGGUAACGUGAAGCUGGGAGACUUCGGGGCGAGCCGGCGGCUGCAGACCAUCUGUCUGUCAGGAACGGGCAUCAUGUCUGUGACCGGCACCCCCUACUGGAUGAGCCCAGAAGUGAUCAGUGGAGAGGGCUACGGCAGGAAGGCUGACAUCUGGAGUGUCGGCUGCACCGUAGUGGAGAUGCUGACUCAGCGUCCCCCGUGGGCCGAGUUUGAGGCCAUGGCGGCCAUCUUCAAGAUCGCCACCCAGCCCACCAACCCCGUGCUGCCUGCCCAUGUGUCGGACCACUGCCGAGAGUUCCUCAAACGGAUCUUUGUAGAGACUAAGCAGCGGCCGUCCGCCGACGAGCUACUGAGGCACAUCUUUGUACAUUAACCCAGCCCCUCCUCCUCCUCCCCCCACCUGCCUGCCGAACUGCCAGAUACGGCCUUACCUGAUGGGGCGUCCCCACGUCUGACCCCGCCCUCUCCACCUCCACGCUGAACCCAUAUUGGACCAGGAGGAACCGGCUGGAAGAAGGUGGGGUGUGUCGGCAUGGAGGAGGGGGUGCGUUCCUGCUCCUCCUGUCUCCGUUUGUACGAGACUGCCAUAAAGGACAUGAGUUUUUAUUUUAUUUUUCUCCGCAAGUUGCACCUUAAUUUCUCCAACGAGGAGGGGUCGAGCACUUCCUUCUGAAGCGAUGAAAAACGUUGAAAACGUCUCCUUUUUUUUAUGUUGGUACGUUUCUCUCUUCAAAUGUUUUGGAGUUGGGAUAGCGUCGGUGUCGUGGACCUACAGGAGGUGAUGGCUGAGUCUCGAGUGGCCCCUGCUCCCCGCUCCCCGCUCCCCAUCUUGCUGACCCGACCCCAGAAUGUAUCUCCUGCCAACCCCAGAGCGAUGGUGAUGACCUGGGCCCGCUGCUAUAGAUGAAACUAAACCCCAGAUGCAUAGAACACUCCCCGAAAACGGUUUCCACUCACCCGCCCUCAUCCCUCGUCCUUCUUCCUCUCUGUCUUUCUUCUCUUUGUCUGUAAACCACCUUCCCUUCUCUCCCUCUCCCAUCUUCGCUCUUCGCCGUGUGCCUUUUCUGUUUUUUAAACGCAACGUAGGAGUGAGUUUGCGGAUAAUCUCCGCCGUUUAUCGCCGCAAGUGUUGUUUUGCCUCCUGGAUAAACUGCCUUUUCGCACCGUUAACCCAAAUCCAGCUGAUCUCGGUUCAGCCGCUACGCUCGUUCUGCCUUUUCUGGUGCUGAGCAGGGAGUGUCCUGAUCUCACCUCAGCUCAUUUGGUUUCCUGCCCGCUCCACCUGCCCGCUCCACCUGCCCGCUCUGGCUGGUGACCAAAUAGAUCACAUUGGUUGAACACGUGUCAUGGCAGAUCAGAGGUGGGUUAAUGUUCUGGGACCUGCGGCCGCUGCAGCAGCUCACAUUCUGGAAGUGUUGCACCAACGACUGGCUGACUGGUUGGCUGACUGGCUGACUGACUGGUUGGCUGACUGGUUGGCUGACUGGUUGGCUGACUGGUUGGCUGACUGUAACGCUGCGGGCAGAUGGGUUGUCACUCGGACGGCGUUUCUUUCUGCCAUGACCACGCGUCAUUCGUUAUUUGAAGCGGUGAAGCAGGAGUGUUUGAGCAGCUGCUGUAAGGCAAGAAGCUCACAGCUGAUUGGCCAGAGGUCUGGCUGUAUGACGCUGUUGUCCGUUUUAUUUCAAACUAAAAGCCCGGGACGUCUCUGGCUGUCUCACUCGCUGCUCGUCAUCGAUCAACAGCUUCAUUUGCUGCAAUCGCUUCCUGUUUAAGGUUUCCCGCCAGGGCGUCGCUGUGCCAUACCGGAGCGCCGAGUUGGGUUUUUGGCCUCAUGCGCACUCGUACAGAUUAGACUCACACUUGAAGACGUUUACAGUGUCUCGCAGCUCCGUUCCUCCGCAGCAGUCAGCGCCGCCGCCGCCGCCGCCACAUUCAAUGCAUCAACUCGUCACUUUAUCCAAACCACAAACGCUCCGCUCGUCGCGAGUUCCCGCUCAGCCCUCGUCGCGGUCCUCCUCCCCGGGGGCCUCGCUUCCACAACGUCUGUCUGAUGAAUACGAUGAUAAUAGAAGUUGUUUCAGCUCCGUAACUAUGCAGCAGUAAGCUGAAAGGUCGCUGCACACCGCGGACAGCCGGAGGAAGUUUCUCCAACCAGGGACACCUCGGUGCUCGGUCAGCAACCAGCCGUGUGCCAUACGACACGUUAAUGACUUUAUUCAGUCGCCGUUCUCUUCCACUUCUGAAUGUGAUUACUCAGCACUUCAUUCUGCUUUUAAUGAGUGAGGCAGCUGCACAGACCCAAAUAAUGUAUUUACACAGCGGACAGAGCUGAUUAUUAAGAACAUCUGUAGACAAAUGUCUCUGACAUGUUAAUGAAGCUCUAAUAAAAGCUGUUUGUGUUUAUUAAAGGUGCAAUCAGUAACAUUUCUCCAGCAGUUUCUCUCACUGCUGUUUACUUUCUCCAAAAACCGCCGCAGAACUUAAACACCACGCACAAAUUCCAUUAAUAUAGUGCCGGCUUCUGAACGCCAUCUGCACACGAGGGGGUACGACCACGUGUUUGUUGUUGUUGUUUGUUUGUGUUGGGAUUCAGCCUUUACUCUCACACACUGCCUGUAAUGGUGGAGCUGCUGUGGGACGGUACGAUGCUUACACAGCCUAUCUGAGUGCAGGGGGAGGACGUUGAGCGAGGAUUGCUGCACUGUGAUUGGAGAACAGAGCAGUCAUUGAGUUAUUUCCAGGAAACCUUCCAGGACCGUUUGUUGUUGUUGUUGUUGUUGUUGUAGUUCUCUGUAGCGGCCACUAGCUGUCAAUAAAGACACGGAUUUUACUGGUUGCACCUUUUUUAAAAGCAGGAUGAAUUGUUCACCUUGAAGCUUUUACUGAUCGGUGAACCGGCAGCGAGCCGGCAGCGAGCCGGCAGCGAGCCGGCAGCGCUCGUUAAACUCUGAUCAGUUGUUGGAUCCACACACGUUGUGGAAACUUCUCUUCUUCUGUCCGGCUGACUGAAACAAACUCGUCCUUCACUCAAUUUAUGCAUUUUCAUAUCGGUACGUGUCCAAAAAGAAGCUAAAGAAUCAGCCUCCUUUCACGGUAACAUUAGUGGCUGUAUUGAGUUUGAGGCGGCUGACGGUGAACUGUCUGGUACAGAUGGAGAUUGAGUCGUAAAUGCCGCCAGCACUGGUAAACCUUGAUACGCACUACCAUUAUGCACUAUCUCUGAUUCACUGACGCUUUCUCACGACCCCUCGCCGGCUGUCGCUCGCGCAGCUCCGUUCAGCGACCUUUUCUUUGCACAUUUUUAAAGACUUUUAUUUUUACACAAGUGUGAUUGUGAGCGUGUGUGUGUGUGUGUGUGUGUGUGUGUGUGUGUGUGUUAGCUGAGUACAUGAAUGUAAUGUCUUUUUUUUGUUAACCGUCAGAUGGCCUCGUUCACCCCCGUGGAUUAACUCUUCGGUACCAGUAUUUGUCACCUGCAGACGCCAAGAUACACCUGUAGUUCUCUCUUUAGUGUCUAAAGCCACUGCUGCAACUCGUGCGCGAGUGUGUGUGUGUGUGUGUGCGCGUGUGUGUGUGCGCGUGUGUGUGUGUGUGCGAGUUUGUAAAUGUGCAUUUACUGCAAUUUGUGCUCUUUGGACACUGCGCCCGAAAUGCCUUGAGCAUUGUGACUGUAGGGGGUGAGAAUAUUAAAAUAAUAAUAAAAAAUGAAAAUCAUGUACAAAUGUAUAAAAUGAAAAUGUACCCUUUUUAAAAAAAGAAAAAAGAAAAAAGAAAGGUCCACUUAUAUCCCACGUUUGGUCUCUGUGUAUUGUAAAAAAAAAAAAAAAAAAAAGCCAUGUUUAUAAUUCUGAUUGGUUUGUGACCAAUACGCCUGUUUAUAUCAGAUCUGUAUAUCAGUGGUACGCAUAAUUUUUUAAUAUAUAUUUUUUAUUUUACUUUUUUUUUUAAAUGGGAGAUUUUAUGCAUGGUUGGGUCCUGAGAGACGCAGCGGUGCCGUUGAAUGGUUGCUGUUUUUUGGCAAAAAAUUCUGGAGUAUUGCGACAGCUCUGUGUUCAUAAUUACAACAAUUAUGACUCUGAAAACAAUAAAAGAUAUUUAUUUCACA
Messenger RNA from Dicentrarchus labrax (European seabass), 6077 nucleotides. It is a transcript of the gene map3k2, whose product is annotated as mitogen-activated protein kinase kinase kinase 2. Lineage: Eukaryota; Metazoa; Chordata; Actinopteri; Moronidae. Gene Ontology annotation, biological process: protein phosphorylation. The record is from RefSeq and is a predicted model, not a curated record. Gene Ontology annotation, molecular function: protein kinase activity; ATP binding; protein binding. The coding region runs from base 405 to 2342 and encodes 645 amino acids. The transcript has 17 exons.